AUGCGCGCCGAACAGUUCCUCAAGGUAGCAAAUGACUGGGGUAUUGAAAACAAGAUAUCCACCAUUGGCACAGACAGCGCAGCAAACAUGCUGGCUGCUAUGAGAGCACUUCCAUAUGAGCACAUCGCCUGCAAUGCUCACAUUCUCCAGAGGACCAUCACGGUAUGUCUCGAUAGCAGUGGUUUUGUCGGUGUACUGGCAAAGUGCCGCAAGAUUGUUGGUCAUUUUAAACAAAGCCCUGCGAGUACCACAGAACUUAACCAACAACAAGUAGCACUCGGAAAGAAGAGCGAUCAACUUAUACAGGAUGUACCCACCAGGUGGAACUCGACUCUCGCAAUGGUCUCACGCCUCCUAUGUAACCGAGAGGCUGUCCAGGCUACGUUGGACCAACAGAACCACAGGUUGGUCUUGCCAACCGAAGCUGAGUGGGCGAAACUGCAGAGGCUGGAGCUCCUGCUUGAACCAUGCAAGUAUGUGACAGAGCUGCUGGGUGGUGAGGCCUCACGUCUCUUGCUCUGUAGUGCUGCCUGCUUUUCGCCAUCUGUACCGUGUCAUGGACAUUACUGA
Messenger RNA from Oreochromis aureus, 570 nucleotides. RefSeq names its product E3 SUMO-protein ligase ZBED1-like. Bases 1 to 570 code for a protein of 189 amino acids. The transcript is spliced from 2 exons. NCBI's taxonomy places the organism in Eukaryota, Metazoa, Chordata, Actinopteri, Cichliformes, Cichlidae. The record is from RefSeq and is a predicted model, not a curated record.